CAGCCUUCAAUUAUUCAGCAGAUGUAUAAAUAUGAAGAAGCAGGAUGCUGAUCUCAGAAUAGACGAGGAGCACAAAGACACAUGGAGAUGGAUGAGGUUUGAUUUAAUAGAUGACCGGUGUUGUAGAAAUGACAGGCUGACGCUUGGUUGACUUAACUCCAAAGAGCUUUGGCUUAAGAGAAGUAGUCAGUGUUAAUACCACAGCGCCAUAUCUGCACCUCCAUCCGUGUCUAGUCCUGCUGCUGCUGCUGCCUGUGAUAUAAUUAUUCACUGUGGGAUAUGUCCAGCCUGCUUAUCAUCCUCGUAAGAUUCAUUAAAGAUAUUUUGUGUGUGGGCCUGACUGAGUGUUUCAUCUUGGAGGAGGAGGAAAAAAUGCGUGAGAGGGAGGAGGAGGCGGAGAAGGGGACUGUUACGCACGGUGCGUCUCCAUCAUGACGUCGUGAAUUAGCUCAGGAUCGUAGAGAGGGAGAGAGGAGGAGAAAAAAAAGGAGGGGUGUGUGUGGUGGUGGUGGUGAAUCGGUGUUUCGUCGUUUAUGGAUAUGCGUUUGUAUAUAGUGCAUGUAUAUUUUUUGUAUGUCAUUUCUUACCUUUGCCAUGCGUAACCGCAAUACACGGAGGAAAGCCGAGUAGGAGACGGUUUGUUUCUCUGAUAUUCUGUUUACGAACGGGAGCAGCUUGCACAUUUAUAGCCAUAUUAAUACAGCCAUAAUAAUAAUAAUAAUAAAAGAGGAAAUCGUUGCAGAGAUGCAUAUUUUUACCAAAUAAUCCGACACUGGAGGGUUUUUUCUUCUCAUCCUGGAGGACGCACUGUUAAUCUUGACUGAACGCAUCGAAACUAAUAGCCAUCACGGAAUCCCUUGUCAACAGCCGACAAGUAACUACCGGCAGCAUACGAUCCAGAGAUGGCACGGCUAUUGUUUCUGAUUAUUCUCUACGCUCUUCCAUCUCUUGUUGUGCCCAUACAUAAUUCAUCAGCUGGAGGCUGUGCCAUCAUCCGGCCUCCAAGGGAUGGGGGGAUCCGCUACAGAGGCCUGACACAAGAACAGAUCCGCAGUGUGCAGAUCCUGCCUGUGGAUUAUGAGAUAGAGUACAUCUGCAGAGGAAACCGGGUGAUUGUGGGACCCAAGGUCAGGAAGUGUUUACCUGACGGCACCUGGACGGACAUAGAGCACCACAGCAGAUGCUUGCUGCUGUGCCCGCGGGUGUGGACCUCCUUGGAGAACGGCCGGGUCAUGGUGAAGCCACCCGGGCCGCCAGUGGAAGGGACGGUGCUCCAUUACAGCUGCCACGCCGGAUUCAUCCUGGAGGGCAGAAACAUCAGCCAUUGCACUAAACUGGGCAAGUGGGACGCGCCCAAACCAACCUGCCUCUAUGACAGAAACUACACAGGCAAGAAGAAGCUGUACAUCGGAGCUCUGUUCCCCAUGAGCGGAGGCUGGCCGGGCGGACAGGCGUGCAUGCCCUCCGCUCAGAUGGCACUGGACCUGGUGAACAACAGGAGCGACAUCCUGCCCGACUACGAGCUGGAGCUCAUACACUACGACAGCAUGUGUGACCCAGGAGAGGCCACCAAGUUGCUGUAUGACCUUCUAUACACCGAGCCCAUCAAGAUCGUCCUGAUGCCCGGCUGCAGCGGCGUCUCCACGUUGGUGGCCGAAGCCGCUCGCAUGUGGAACCUCAUUGUGCUCUCGUACGGCUCCAGCUCUCCGGCUUUGUCCAACCGCCAGCGCUUCCCCACCUUCUUCCGCACGCACCCGUCGGCCACCCUACACAACCCCACCAGGGUGCAGCUCUUCCAGAAGUGGAAGUGGACCCGCAUCGCCACCAUCCAGCAGACGACCGAAGUCUUCACCUCAACUCUGGACGAUCUGGAGCAGAGGACGAAGGAGGCAGGCAUCGAGAUCAGUGUUCGCCAGAGUUUCCUCACCGACCCGGCUGUCGCUGUCAAGAACCUCAAGCGCCAGGAUGCGAGGAUCAUCGUGGGGCUGUUUUAUGAGACUGAAGCCAGAAAAGUGUUUUGUGAGGUGUUCAAGGAGAAGCUCUACGGGAAGAAGUAUGUGUGGUUCCUCAUCGGCUGGUACGCCGACAACUGGUUCAAGAUCAAAGACCCGGCUAUCAACUGCACAGUGGAGAACAUGACAGAGGCCGUGGAGGGACAUGUGACCACCGAGAUCGUCAUGCUGAAUCCUGAGACCGUCCGCGGCGUCUCCAACAUGACAUCGCAGGAGUUUAUUGCCGCCUUGAUGUCUCGUCUGGGUGGGAUGAACCCCGAGGAGACUGGAGGGUUUCAGGAGGCUCCCCUAGCCUACGACGCGGUGUGGGCUCUGGCUCUUGCCCUCAAUAAGACCGUGGCACCGCUGAAAGCCAAAGGCCGACGACUGGAGGAUUUCAACUAUAACAACCAUGACAUCACCUCUGAGAUCUACAGGGCCCUCAACACGAGCUCCUUUGAAGGCGUUUCGGGCCAAGUGGUGUUUGACGCCCAGGGUUCCAGGAUGGCAAUGACUCUUAUCGAGCAACUGCAAGGAGGCAGCUACAAGAAGAUCGGUUACUAUGACAGCUCUCAGAAGAACCUCUCCUGGUUCGGCAACGAUGUUUGGAUAGGCGCUGGACCUCCGGCCGAUCGGACGGUGGUGAUCGAAGAGUUCAGGUUCUUGUCCCAAAAGCUGUUCGCAGCUGUGUCGGUCUUCGCCGGCUUCGGCAUCCUGCUCGGCAUCGUGUGUCUGACCUUCAACAUCUAUAAUGGCAACGUCCGCUACAUCCAGAACUCUCAGCCGUACCUGAACAACAUGACGGCGGUGGGCUGCAUGAUGGCUCUGGCUGCAGUGUUCCCGCUGGGGAUUGAUGGCCACCACGUCCACAGAUCACAGUUCCCCGUCGUCUGCCAGUUUCGCCUCUGGCUCCUCGGCCUCGGCUUCAGCCUGGCGUACGGCAGCAUGUUCACCAAGAUCUGGUGGGUCCAUACCCUCUUCACGAAGAAGGACGAAAAGAAGGAGAAGAAGAAGCAACACUUGGAGCCGUGGAAACUCUACGCAACAGUUGGAGUGCUGCUGGCUAUCGACUUCCUGUCACUCAUGAUCUGGCAGAUUGUGGAUCCUCUGCACAUUACGGUUGAGAAGUUCACUAAGGAGGCCCCUAAAGAAGAUUUGGAUGUCCUGAUUCAGCCCUUGUUGGAGCACUGCAGCUCAGAGAAGAUGAACACGUGGCUCGGUGUGGUUUAUGGCUACAAGGGUCUCCUCCUGCUGCUGGGCAUAUUUCUGGCUUACGAGACCAAGUCUGUCUCCACAGAAAAGAUCAAUGACCACCGGGCCGUGGGGAUGGCUAUUUACAACGUCGCUGUGUUGUGCCUGAUCACUGCUCCAGUCACUAUGAUCCUGUCUUCGCAGCAGGACGCCUCCUUUGCCUUUGCCUCUCUCGCUAUCGUCUUCUCUGCCUACAUCACCCUGGUGGUGCUUUUUGUACCCAAGAUGCGACGCCUCAUCACCCGUGGCGAGUGGCAGUCGGAACAGCAGGACACCCUGAAGACCGGCUCGUCCACCAACAACAACGACGAGGAGAAAUCCAGGCAGCUGGAGAGAGAGAACAGGGAGCUGCAAAAGAUCAUCCAGGAGAAAGAAGAGCGAGUAUCGGCACUCCGCAACCAGCUGGCUGAGCGACAGGCUCUACGCAAUCGCCGCCGACCCUCCACAGGCCAGAAUCAGAACCACAACGCCCCGCCGCCUUCAUCCCAGCCAGAUCCCAAGUCUCUGCUUCCCCCGCCGGGUUACCCAAACCCCACCACGGACAAUCACUCCCUCCCGCCUUCCUUCUCCAACUCCUCCAACCUCUACCCGGCCGACAGCAAGAUGAGCCGCAACCACUGUCACAACAGCCAGAUCCCACUGCUGUAUAAGUAGGCGUGGCACGGAUGGGGGAGGAAAAGGGAGGGGUAGGGAGUCGCACAACGCACACACAGGGGGGGACACGAAACACAAUGAGACACUGUGACUUUCACUUGUACCGGCGAUGAGCACAGCAGCAGUGUAGUGACACUGUUUUAAAAAAACGGCGUGGAAGCACAAA
Larimichthys crocea (large yellow croaker) is the source of this 4062-nucleotide messenger RNA. It is a transcript of the gene gabbr1a, whose product is annotated as gamma-aminobutyric acid (GABA) B receptor, 1a. Gene Ontology annotation, molecular function: G protein-coupled GABA receptor activity. Gene Ontology annotation, cellular component: G protein-coupled receptor heterodimeric complex; membrane. The record is from RefSeq and is a predicted model, not a curated record. The transcript is spliced from 25 exons. Lineage: Eukaryota; Metazoa; Chordata; Actinopteri; Sciaenidae. The coding region runs from base 903 to 3896 and encodes 997 amino acids. Gene Ontology annotation, biological process: gamma-aminobutyric acid signaling pathway; G protein-coupled receptor signaling pathway.